AUGAAUCCCGAUCUGGACACCAGCCACAACACAUCAGCACCUGCCCACUGGGGAGAGUUGAAAAAUGCCAACUUCACUGGCCCCAACCAGACCUCGAGCAACUCCACGCUGCCCCAGCUGGACGUCACCAGGGCCAUCUCCGUGGGCCUGGUGCUGGGCGCCUUCAUCCUCUUUGCCAUCGUGGGUAACAUCCUAGUUAUCCUGUCCGUGGCCUGCAACCGGCACCUGCGGACACCCACCAACUACUUCAUCGUCAACUUGGCCAUUGCCGACCUGCUGCUGAGCUUCACCGUCCUGCCCUUCUCGGCUGCCCUGGAGGUGCUCGGCUACUGGGUGCUGGGGCGGAUCUUCUGCGACAUCUGGGCAGCCGUGGACGUCCUGUGCUGCACAGCAUCCAUUCUGAGCCUGUGUGCCAUCUCCAUCGAUCGCUACAUCGGGGUGCGCUACUCGCUGCAGUACCCCACGCUGGUCACCCGGAGGAAGGCCACCUUGGCGCUCCUCAGCGUCUGGGUGUUAUCCACAGUCAUCUCCAUCGGGCCUCUCCUUGGGUGGAAGGAGCCGGCGCCCAAUGAUGAUAAGGAAUGUGGAGUCACCGAAGAACCCUUUUACGCCCUCUUCUCCUCCCUGGGCUCCUUCUAUAUCCCUCUGGCGGUCAUUCUGGUCAUGUACUGCCGCGUCUACAUCGUUGCCAAGAGGACCACCAAGAACCUGGAGGCGGGAGUCAUGAAGGAGAUGUCCAACUCCAAGGAGCUGACCCUGAGGAUCCACUCCAAGAACUUUCAUGAGGACACCCUUAGCAGUACCAAGGCCAAAGGCCACAACCCCAGGAGUUCCAUAGCUGUCAAACUUUUUAAGUUCUCCAGGGAAAAGAAAGCAGCCAAGACCUUGGGCAUUGUGGUUGGUAUGUUCAUCUCGUGCUGGCUACCCUUCUUCAUCGCUCUACCACUUGGCUCGCUGUUCUCCACCCUGAAGGCCCCCGACGCCGUGUUCAAGGUGGUGUUCUGGCUGGGCUACUUCAACAGCUGCCUCAACCCCAUCAUCUACCCGUGCUCCAGCAAGGAGUUCAAGCGCGCCUUCGUGCGCAUCCUGGGGUGCCAGUGCCGCGGCCGCCGCCGCCGCCGCCGCCGUCGCCGCCUGGGCGGCUGCGCCUACACCUACCGGCCGUGGACGCGCGGCGGCUCGCUGGAGCGCUCGCAGUCGCGUAAGGACUCGCUGGACGACAGCGGCAGCUGCCUGAGCGGCAGCCAGCGGACCCUGCCGUCGGCCUCGCCGAGCCCCGGCUACCUGGGCCGCGGUGCGCCGCCGCCCGUCGAGCUGUGCGCCUUCCCGGAGUGGAAGCCGCCCGGCGCCCUCCUGAGCCUGCCCGCGCCCGAGCCCGCCGGCCGCCGCGGCCGCCACGACGCGGGCCCGCUCUUCACCUUCAAGCUCCUGGCCGAGCCCCAGAGCCCCGGGACCGACGAGGGCGCCGGCCGCGGGGGCUGCGAGGCCAAGGCCGACGUGGCCAACGGGCAGCCGGGCUUCAAAAACAACAUGCCCCUGGCGCCCGGGCAGUUUUAG
Molecule: messenger RNA, 1557 nt
Organism: Cynocephalus volans (Philippine flying lemur)
Lineage: Eukaryota; Metazoa; Chordata; Mammalia; Dermoptera; Cynocephalidae
Gene: ADRA1B
Product: adrenoceptor alpha 1B
Exons: 2
Coding region: 1-1557 (518 amino acids)
Biological process (GO): positive regulation of heart rate by epinephrine-norepinephrine; positive regulation of MAPK cascade; regulation of cardiac muscle contraction
Cellular component (GO): plasma membrane
Molecular function (GO): alpha1-adrenergic receptor activity
Source: RefSeq, a predicted model, not a curated record